UAGGAAAGUUCUACUUGAAGUGAGCUAUAUCAUUUGAUGUUUGCUUUGCAUUCAAAUCCCAACAGAGCUAAUGUCAACGUAACCUAACCCUCUAUCACGUGUGUUUGAUUUGGAGAGAUUUCUCGCGUGUCAAUAAAUGGCGUGUUGUCGUGUUAACCCGUAACCCGUGCAUGCAUUUUUCAUCACUUGCCAAUUGCCCUCGUGCGCGAUGAGACGUGUUAAAUAGGACACUCUCGAAGCGGCUAAUCGGGAAAGGUCGGAUAUCAUGUACGGUGAAAAGUCAAGUGAUUGGUGGAACCGCUGCAAGCUGCUGGUGAGGGAGUUUUGCCGUGAAAGUUCAAUCCACGGAUGCAAGUACAUCGUUGGGGCCAACAGGGCUUUGAUAGAGAAAACUUGGUGGCUCAUCGUGUCCGGAAUAUCACUCUAUGGUUGCGGUAGUCUCAUCCACAACGUGUACGAAAAGUGGCAAUCUGACCCGGUGAUCGUCAGCUUUGCCUCCAAGCAGGUUCCAAUCUUCAAGAUACCGUUUCCUUCGGUGACGAUCUGUCCGGAGAACAAGGUCAAGAUGACACACAUCAACAUUUCUCAGUCGUACUACGAUGCAAUCGAAGGGAAUCUUACGGAGCGAUCGGAUCCUGAGCGCUUCAGGAAGCUGCUCGCCAUGCUGCAGGUGUGUGACUUUAUGAUGUACGAGAUCAUCAAGAACGAAACGUACGACGACGAAUGCAUCAAGUGGCUGCAGCGUAUGAAGACACCUCUGGAUGAGAUAUUCAUCACAUGCCAGUGGCGCAGCGAGGACGUCAACUGCACGGAAAAGUUUCGACCUACGUUGACCGCUAAAGGCAUGUGUUACACGUUCAACUCGCUCUCCGCUGAAGAUAUGCUGCGCACAUCGGAGCUCAACUCCGAGUACCAGUAUCUGGCGGAGACCCGGAGAAUCACAAACUGGACCUUGGAUCGUGGUUAUUCGCUCGGAUCAACGCAAGGUGUCUACCCUCAACGGGUGCUCGGAGCAGGAGUUGGUGGGGGACUGCACGUUCUGAUCAAAGCGAACAUCAGCGAUAUGGAUUACCAGUGUAGCAAUACCUUCCAGGGAUUCCGUGUGAUGCUGCACACUCCGAUCGAGUAUCCUGAGCUAAACCUGCGCAGUUUCCGCGUUCCACUGGACCAAGAAGUGGUGGUUUCGGUUAUUCCGGAGGUCGUUGAAACAUCUGCCGAAGUCAAGGACUAUUCACCCGAAGGUCGUCAGUGUUACUAUGCGAACGAGCGACACCUGCGAUUCUUCCGGGUGUACAGUCUGGAAAACUGCCAGAUGGAAUGUCUCACAAACUACACCAUUGAACGUUGUGGCUGUGUAAAGUACUCAAUGCCGCGACCCCCGGAUGUACGUAUCUGCGGUCUGACCAAGGUUAAAUGUUACCAAAGAGCCGUUGUGGAGAUGCUCAAGUCCAAGGCUAACAUGGUAAAAUUUGAGAAUCCUCGCUUCAAGGACUCGUGCAAUUGUCUGGCAUCGUGUACCACGAUCCAGUACAACGUCGAGCUAUCUCAGUCCAACUUCAACUGGCACAAACUGCUUCCGGCUACCAAACGUUUCUUGCAGGGUGUCGAAGGAACCCAAGUAUCAAGCCUAUUGGUCAUGUUCAGGACGGAAGGAUUCAUUCCGGUGGUUCGAAGGGAGCUUUACGGAACGACCGAUCUUCUGGCGAACGCUGGAGGUCUGCUGGGACUGUUCAUGGGUAUUAGCAUCCUAAGUCUGGUGGAGAUUCUGUACUAUUGCUCGAUCAAACCGUUGGUGCUGUGGUGGAAGGAAUUGAACAAAGUUGUAACCGUCAAGCAGGUCACUCCGAUUGUAGGAGGAGCCAAACCUAGCGUUGUUAGAAUGUUUUAUAUGAAGUGAAUCCCUGAAGGUGUAAGUCAGUU
This is a messenger RNA of Culex quinquefasciatus (southern house mosquito), 1920 nucleotides long. Its product is annotated as pickpocket protein 28-like. Bases 266 to 1897 code for a protein of 543 amino acids. NCBI's taxonomy places the organism in Eukaryota, Metazoa, Arthropoda, Insecta, Diptera, Culicidae. The record is from RefSeq and is a predicted model, not a curated record. Gene Ontology annotation, cellular component: membrane. Gene Ontology annotation, biological process: sodium ion transmembrane transport. The transcript has 3 exons. Gene Ontology annotation, molecular function: ligand-gated sodium channel activity.